AUGACGACUUUGCUUAUCCGAAAAAAGAAACAACAACAACAGAGAAAUACCCAAAGCAGAUUGUUAUAUGUUCUCACGGCGUGGUGUUAUCAGCACCCGAUAGAUAAGUGUGUGUAGUUUUCGCCUCUAUCGGACUGUGCCACCAAUAUAAUACUGCAAACACUUGCAGUCGUGAAGGGGCAGAGGGGAGCUGGGGCCCAAUCCCCCAUGCGGCAGUCCAUGUCAGUCUUCUGCAGAAGUUUCAUCGGCUCGGGCCAGCCAGUCCGUUCUGUUCAUUUCGUUUACAACGCUUACGUUACGUUCAGUUUCCGCCAACAAAAUAAUGGAAUGAUCUCGCCCAUAAACUAGUACAUGUCGUGCCUUAAACCUUCUCCGGCUCUGUGGCUAACAACCAAAUAAAAGAAUAAGAGCAAGAAACUAUACUUACUCGCGUUUCUAUAGAGUGUAUAGAGUAUAAAAAGAAAAGAGCGGCGUACGGAAUUACUUACCUGUUAAUGUACAUUAGAUAACACGGACAGUGUGUGCCUAUGUGGAGCAUUGUGGUGGGGCGUGCUUAUCAUUAUUCCAGUGUCAGUGGAGCACCAGAGAACCAGAGUGUGUGGCGUCCGACAGUUUAUACAUACGUGCGUGUGUUUUUUGUUGUGUGUGCAAGUUAGUUAAUGCUUCCUGCCAGCUACCCCCACUCCCACACCCAGAGUCAUACCCACUCUAGCCGCUGUUGCUGCUGCUACUGCUACUGAUACUCCAUCCAAAGAAUCAGAUCUCAGAGUCAUGUAUCCGUAUUAUGAGCAGGAUUGGAGCGUGCUGCCACCGGAAAACAAUCGCAGAUUCAAUCCAGCCUUCAAUAUGGCCACCAUACGGCAGGCAUUUACAGAGGCGGUCGAGAGAGUCAGAAUGCCCACGCCCACACGCCUGCGCGAUCUCAUCCGGCAGAUACGCGCCGCCCGCACUGCCGCCGAGGAGCGUGCCGUUGUCAACAAAGAGUGCGCCUACAUACGGAGCACAUUCCGGGAGGAGGAUUCUGUCUGGCGCUGUCGCAACAUUGCCAAGCUGCUGUACAUACACAUGCUCGGCUAUCCGGCUCACUUUGGACAACUGGAGUGCCUUAAGCUGACGGCCAGCACGCGAUUUACAGACAAGCGGAUCGGCUAUCUAGGGGCCAUGCUGCUGCUGGAUGAGCGGCAAGAUGUACACUUGCUGAUCACGAACUGUCUGAAGAAUGACUUGAACAGCUCGACACAGUUUGUGGUCGGCCUGGCGCUGUGCACUUUGGGUGCGAUUGCCUCGCCAGAGAUGGCACGAGAUUUGGCCAGCGAAGUGGAGCGUCUGAUGAAAUCCCCGAAUACGUACAUCAGAAAGAAGGCAACGCUGUGCGCCUUUCGUGUGAUUCGUCGCGUGCCCGAGCUGAUGGAGAUAUUCCUGCCGGCGACGCGUUCACUGCUCAGCGAAAAGAAUCAUGGCAUUUUGAUCACUGGCGUAACGCUCAUUACGGAAAUGUGCGAGAACAGCUCGGACACGCUGAUGCACUUCAAGAAGGAUAGCGGAAAUCGAGAGAUUGUGCCGAAUUUAGUGCGCAUACUGAAGAAUCUGAUACUGGGCGGCUAUUCGCCGGAGCACGAUGUGAGCGGUGUGAGUGAUCCCUUCCUGCAGGUGAAGAUAUUGCGCUUGCUGCGCAUACUCGGCCACAAUGAUCCGGAUGCUUCGGAGGCGAUGAACGAUAUACUGGCACAGGUGGCGACCAAUACGGAGACGAGCAAAAAUGUCGGCAACACCAUACUCUACGAGACAGUGCUGUCCAUCAUGGAUAUUCGCUCGGAGGGUGGCCUGCGUGUCUUGGCUGUGAAUAUACUGGGACGAUUCCUACUCAAUUCGGACAAGAACAUUCGCUAUGUGGCACUGAAUACGCUGCUGCGCACCGUCCAUGCGGACACAUCGGCUGUGCAGCGGCAUCGCACCACCAUACUGGAGUGCCUCAAGGAUCCGGAUGUCUCGAUUCGUCGUCGGGCAAUGGAACUAUCGUUCGCCCUGAUCAAUGCACAAAAUAUACGUACAAUGACCAAGGAGCUGUUGCUGUUCCUCGAGAAGGCCGAUGCCGAGUUCAAGGCCCAGUGCAGUUCUGGCAUGAUAUUGGCCGCCGAACGCUAUUCGCCCAAUACGCGCUGGCAUUUGGACACACAGCUGAGUGUCCUGAUUGCCGCCGGCAAUUAUGUGCGCGACGAUGUGGUAUCCUCUACCAUACAGCUGGUGUCCAGCAGCCCUGUGUCCGAGCAAACAUACAUCACGAAUCGGUUCUGGGAGUCGCUGCAGGUGGCAAACCAUUGCGAAGAUAAGCAGCCAUUGUUGCAGGUUGCCGUCUGGGCCAUAGGCGAGUACGGGGAUCUCUUCAUGUAUGGCUCAAAUGAGGAUGAGUUUGAACGUCCCUCUGAGAGCGAUCUGAUCGCCAUGUAUCAUAAGUUUUUAACCUCUGCUCAAGUCUCGACCACAAGCAAGCAAUAUGCCCUGGUCUCCCUAGCCAAGCUAAGCACGCGUCUGCAGCAAUGUGUGGAGGAAGUCCAAGCUCUCAUCACGUCCUUUGGCAGCCAUCUGAAUGUGGAUCUGCAGCAGCGAGGCGUCGAAUUCACGCAACUCUUUGGCCAUUAUAAGCAUCUGCGUCCGGCGCUGCUCGAAAAGAUGCCGGCCAUGCAGAUCAGUCGCAUAAGCUCGCAGAAUGGCGAAAGUGGCGGCUCCUUUGAUGACAAUAGUCCAGAUGUCAUCGAGAAUGGUGUGGAGGGAGGCGGCGGCAAUGUCGGUGUCGGAGUCGGACAUUCACUUAUCGAAAGCAAUAUGAAUAUGCUGGGCGACAAUACGAACAUUCUGCUGGAUCUAUUGGGCAGCACAGAUCUGUCGGCGGGAGCCAGUGACCUGGUGACGGCCACCGAUCUGUCGAAUGCCGUGCAUAAAAAGAACUCGCGGAAUGCCAACGAUGUUGGCGUGGCCGUGUCCAAUAAUCAGGAUCUGUUGGAUUUACUGGACCUGGAUAUGACGGCGCCUGCGGCUGUCACAGCGACGGCGCCCGGUGUGGGCGGCAUCAUGCUGGAUCAGCACCAUUCCAGUGCAACCAAUAUGAAUAACAUGCUGGGCGGCCUGGAUCUGGGUGGCUUUGGGGGUCUCGAUGGCUCUGGCAGCAUACCCACCAAUGGCAAUGAUCUGGUGGCCAGCAUGCUGGGCGGCCUGGCUGGUACUGUUUCCGCCGCCGUCGCAGCACCACCACCAGCAGCAGCAGUAGCAGCAGCAGCAGCAGCGGAUGGCAACAGCAGCAAUCUGCUGGGUGAUCUGAAUCCCACAGCAGCCUCCAACAAUGUUACAGUGCCACCGCAGGGACCCAAGCUGACGGCGCUGGAUAAGAACGGUCUGUUGGUGCAACUGGUGCCGGUUACGGGCAAUGAUUGCAUGAGGAUCUAUAUGACGACCACAAAUGGCUCAGACAAUACAUUAGAGCAAUAUUUGCUAAAGGCGGCCGUUCAAAAGAGUUUCCAGCUGCAAAUGCUGACGCCCUCGGGUAACCUGCUGCCGCCUGGCGGUGUUAUCACGCAGGAGAUGCGCGUAGUGGCCACAUCAAAUGCGGUAUUGCGUAUGCGUUUGCGUAUUCAGUACGCGCUCGAUGGCCAGCAGCUGGUGGAGCAGACGGAGGUCAGUGGCUUUCCAGAGCAGCAGCCAGGACAAGCAGAAUAAAAGAGUGUAACUUGUAUUAAAGCAAAAUUAGCCUAAUAUAUCUAAAAAAAAAAAAAAAAAACAAAAAACAAAAAACAUAAGAAAAGAAAAAACUCAAAAAAGGAUAAGGAACAUCAGUAACCGAAAACAACAAAAACAACAACAACAACCAGCUGCAGCAGAAAGAGCUGGAAACGGGAGGAAAAAUGAGCAACAAUUCUAAAAGCUAACAAACACAAACACACACUGUGGUUGUCACACAUUUAUUGUAAAUUAAGUUAACACACACAAUCGCAACUAGAAUUCGGAUUGGCGGCUGGCGGCUGGCAGCGCUGCCAGACUGUCUUUUGUCUCCUCCAGUCAGCGCUCAAGCAAAAAACGGGCCCCACUUCGUAUUUGUUUUUUUCUAAUUUAUUUAUAUAUAUAUACUGUACUCUACAUAGAUAUCCUGUCAGAUUACGGCAACACACACAGAUUCUUUGUCCAUUAUAUUGUCCUAUAUCUUUAUGUUGCAUUUUUUGCAUUUUGUAUCCGUGUGUAAUUCGUUUUUUGUGUGUGUGUGUGUAAAAGACAACUUUCAGUUUUAAUUUAUAAGACAAUAAAAGUCAAAACCUUAUAAAUAGCCCCCCAAAAACUAACCUAAACUGGCAACUAAACAGAAACUGUAUUAAAAAGCAUAAAACAGACAACAACAACAAACAACAAACACACCGUAUCGUAUGCGAAAUUGUUUAGCAAAAAGGCAUUUAAGGGAAAAGCUUAGCAUUUGAAACGAAUCGAAAAAUGGAAAAGAAAUGAACAGCAAUGGAUGGCCGGCCAUUUGAUAAAAGAUCCAUAGAAGCACACUCUGUUUGUUAAUUCUAUUUGUAAUGCAAUUUGUGCCCCACAAAUGGUUUUUAGUUGGUUUUUUUGUUUGUUUUUUUUUUUUUUGGAUAGAUCAAUGUCGGAAAGGAACAGCGAAAGAUCAGGUUCUGGCAGGGAAAGAGCUCCAGCUACAGCUACAG
This is a messenger RNA of Drosophila obscura, 4694 nucleotides long. It is a transcript of the gene AP-1gamma, whose product is annotated as AP-1 complex subunit gamma-1. The coding region runs from base 772 to 3711 and encodes 979 amino acids. Gene Ontology annotation, biological process: receptor-mediated endocytosis; intracellular protein transport; Golgi to vacuole transport. The transcript has 15 exons. Gene Ontology annotation, cellular component: AP-1 adaptor complex; membrane coat; Golgi apparatus. Gene Ontology annotation, molecular function: clathrin-cargo adaptor activity. Lineage: Eukaryota; Metazoa; Arthropoda; Insecta; Diptera; Drosophilidae. The record is from RefSeq and is a predicted model, not a curated record.